GAUGAUAAUGUUGGAUGUUGCUUCAAGACGCAAAGUCGUGGUUGGAUUCUUGGAAUGCGGCAGAAAAGUAGUCGGCAGUUGCCGGACCCUGACCCUAGCUUUUUUGUUUUCAGAGUCCAUCCAGCGGAACUAUAGUCUCAACUGCAGUCAAUCAUGCUAGGUCUGCUCGCUCAGCCUAGUCGUAGGAUUCUUCCAGUGGCAGCAAGAUGGGCACGCUUUAACAGCAGCCAUAUUUCAACCGAAGGAGCCCAAUCAGUACCACCAGCCCAAGUUGAACCGCAACAGCCUAUUCCAUUCACUGAAGCGGACUAUGCGUCAACUAUUAUUCAUGGACGAAGUCUCUACCCUCCAUAUUAUCAUCCCCGAACGCACAACAUUCCCGUUGCAUUAAUUCACUUCCGGUCAUACCACCCUCUGUUCCUCGACCUAUUCGUACAUUUUGCCGGCCAUGCAGCAGGCGCUCUAUCUAUCCCUGUCUCACGUCCUAUCUAUCUUCCCACUCAGCGUUCCAUGUGGACAGUCCCUCGUGGCCCGUUUGCUCACAAAAAAUCGCAAGAGAACUUUGAGCGCAAAGUUCACAAACGUGCUAUUAAAGCAUGGGAUGCGGACCCAGAGGUGAUAGAACGGUGGGUAAAGUACUUGCAACGGCAUACAAUGGCUGGUGUAGGGAUGAGAGUGACAAAAUGGAAGAGAGCACCCAUGGACAUAGGCGCUCGGAUGCUUCAGGACGCAAUGGGUCAGCUAAGGCUCGACACAGACGCGCAAAAAGUGAAGGCUUUGGGAGAACAGAUCAGCCAAAAAGAGCUUGCUGUCGCGGAGGACCCGAGGGCUACUUUGACAUCAUCUCCUGAUGUUAAACCAUGAUGCAUACCGUUCUUCACAUUUUAUUGUACACGACCCACGUCUAAUAGAGUGGAUUUACUG
Serpula lacrymans var. lacrymans S7.9 is the source of this 924-nucleotide messenger RNA. RefSeq lists its product as uncharacterized. The coding region runs from base 154 to 864 and encodes 236 amino acids. Lineage: Eukaryota; Fungi; Basidiomycota; Agaricomycetes; Boletales; Serpulaceae. Gene Ontology annotation, molecular function: structural constituent of ribosome. Gene Ontology annotation, biological process: translation. The transcript has 2 exons. Gene Ontology annotation, cellular component: ribosome; small ribosomal subunit; mitochondrion. The record is from RefSeq and is a predicted model, not a curated record.